AGGCGCCCUCGCCGGCGCCGCCCAGCGCGGCGGCCGCGCCCGGCGCCGAGCCGCGCGGGGACCUCCCGGAGCUGCUCCGCGGGCGGCCCCUGCCGGAGGGCCUGCUGGGCCCCGCCCGGGAGCGGCUGGAGGGCGGGUUGCGGAGCUGCGUCGAGGGCCUCUACAGUGACCGCGUGCGCCCGGAGUUGCCCGAGGUGCAGCGUCGGCUCCGGGGGUGCGGUUGGAGUGCCCGCGAGGUCGGUGCCGCGCUGGCGCUGGCUGCCCGCGACCCGGGCCUCUACCGCGUCGAGCCCCCGAGCGGCGGCGGGCCCCCGCAGGUCCUGCUGCGCGCCCCGCCCGCGUGGUUCGCGGGCUGGGUGGACCCCGACGCCCGCGGGGAGCUGCCCCCCGGCGUGGCCCAGGCGCUGUGCGACCUGGCCGCGCUCUCUGAGGGCUUCUUCAAGGGGGGCAGGCGCGAGCUGGCGUCGGCGAUGCAGAGGCGCGGGUCCGAGUGUCUGCAGAGCCGGAGCCUGGGGGAGCUGACGCACCUGGCCGCGCUCGCCCUGGGGUCCACAGGCCCGCUGCGCUACGCCCCGCAGCACGGCGGGCGCAUCCAGCGGCGGCCCGGCGGCGCCCCGCGCGGGCGCGGCGCCGCCCUGGAGCCCCGCGUGCCCGCGGCGGCCCCGCUCCGCGCCGCUGCCGGGGCCGGCGCGGCGCCGGCGCCCGGGGGCGGCGGUGACGCUGCCUGUGGGAUUGAGGUUGCGGCCGCGCAUGCGCACUCGGUUGGUGAGGUCUCCCCACACGAGCUUCAGCUGUACAGCCAUCUGUACAUGGCCUCCGAGGGCACUGCUGCAUCCCUGCAGGGCUUUGAGAGCGUGGGCCAAUUCGAGGACAGCUGGAUGACCAUCCCUUGCGAUCCCUAUGACAGCGUCUACUCUCUCGCAGCGGUGAUGUUCCAGCCUUGGGCGGCAGCUCCUCUCGAGUGUGUGGCUCAUGCAACAGAUCAUCAGCACGGCCUCCCAAGCUUUAUGGGCGACGUCAUGGGGUAUUCAUAUGUUAUUGGCGAUGAUUUGAAGGUGGGUUGAUCAUGUGCAAUGCACAGUCUUUCGCUGGUAAUUGAACACGUCGAUGUGAUUACAUGGCUAGGUUUGUCCUAAGUAACGUGCAGCCCCAGCCACAGUUCCCCUAUUCGCCAUUACGCAGUCAAUGUGUAUCGGGUUCUAAUGGGCAGAAUCCUCAUGUUGCUGCGCUGAUUUGAGGCAGCAGUCCAGACGGACUCCUACACAGAUGUUGCCUGUAAUGCAUGCGCUGGGUCCAAUACCUCACGUGCAAGUCCACGUGAGGGCCAUAAUUCGGCGCCGCUCCAGCAGCUGUUGCAAGGUUGCUGCGGAGUGGCCGCGCUGGAAUGCUCCUCGACGUCCUGUAGGCAGCCGUUGUGUGCUUCUCGCGGCAGGCGGGGCACACAUUGCAGUGGCGAGAGCAAUGCAAUCUCCGAGGGACGACAAUGGCACGAUAUAUUCAUACAAGCUCUUCGCACGUUCUGGAAGAGAUGGAGCACGGCUGCCGGGCCCAGCCGCGGGCAGGUCCACGACGACCUGCUUCCUCCUCCCCCAUCCCUCCACUCCUCUUCUUGUGCCGGCCGGCCGGCCAGCCGGCCGUGCAACGCAAGUGGCAUGGGUCGGUAAGCUGUUUCUCCACGUGCGCUCAGGAACGGCCCGGCGCAUCUUCGACUCCAAGAGUCCGUGACAUCAGCCAUGGCCCAUGGCUAAAAAAUUGAUCGCUUCGCUAGCUUCGCUCUCCUCCUCCGCCUCCUCCUCC
This is a messenger RNA of Prorocentrum cordatum, 1797 nucleotides long. The record is from the annotation of a GenBank genome assembly. Lineage: Eukaryota; Dinophyceae; Prorocentrales; Prorocentraceae.